Molecule: messenger RNA, 4848 nt
Organism: Oppiella nova
Lineage: Eukaryota; Metazoa; Arthropoda; Arachnida; Sarcoptiformes; Oppiidae
Source: the annotation of a GenBank genome assembly
AUGCGUUUCAUAAACGAGCUGAGCAAUUACUUAAAAUACUACGAAGACGUGAAAAACUCGCGAAACUUUACGGGAAAAGUAGUUUUGGUGACCGGAAGUAGUUCUGGAAUCGGGGAGGGAAUCGUCAAACUGUUCUCUAUAUUAGGCGCUAAUGUUGUGGUCACCGGUAGGAAAGAGGCGGACGUUCAUCGAGUGGCACAAGAAAUAGAAACAUUAUCGCCGUAUAAGAUCAAGCCAUUAGAAAUUGUGGCAGAUUUGACUAAAUCGGAAGACAUAACCAAAUUAGUGGAUCAGACCAUUAAGAGGUUCGGGAAGUUGGAUGUGUUGGUCAACAACGCCGGUAUCGGUUUAGGCACUCGUAUUGGAGACAAAAAAUUGUUGGAGGCUUGGGAUCAGGUGUUUGGAGUGGACGUGAGGGCUGUGGUUGAAGUGAUUCACACAGCACUUCCAUACCUCGAGAAGACUAACGGCACUAUAAUUGAUACGUCGAGUGUAGCAGGCACAAUACCGAUGAUCGGAUCGUUAGCCUAUAAUAGCGCCAAAGCGGCCCUCAAUAUGUUGGCUAAAGUACUGGCACUAGAAUUGGGUCCCAAAGGUAUUCGAGUCAAUACUAUUAGUCCGGGCUAUACUGAGGUGGACAGCCAUUUUCUUCCGCCGGACUAUAAGAAAGUAAUUGAGAGACAGACACCUCUUAGACGUAUUGGACAGCCGUUGGAUAUGGCGAAAGCCGUUGCAUUCCUGGCCUCAAGUGAUGCUCAGUUUAUAACCGACUACGAAGAGGUGAAGAACUCGCGAAACUUUACGGGAAAAGUAGUUUUGGUGACCGGAAGUAGUUCUGGUAUUGGGGAGGGAAUCGCCAAACUGUUCGCUAUAUUGGGGGCCAAUGUUGUGGUGACCGCCAGAAAAGAGGCUGACGUUCAUAAAGUGGGACAAGAAUUGGAGCAAUUAUCUCCGUAUAAGAUCAAGCCAUUAGAAGUUGUGGCGGAUGUGACUAAAUCUGAAGACAUCACCAAAUUAGUGGAUCAGACCAUUAAGAGGUUCGGGAAGUUGGAUGUGUUGGUCAACAAUGCCGGCGGCGGUGUCUCCNAUCAGACCAUUAAGAGGUUCGGGAAGUUGGAUGUGUUGGUCAACAAUGCCGGCGGCGGUGUCUCCACUCGUAUAGAAGACAAGAAUUUGUUGGAGGCCUGGGAUCAGGUGUUUGGGUUGGACUUGAGGGCUGUGGUUGAACUGAUUCACACAGCACUUCCAUACCUCGAGAAGACAAACGGCACUAUAAUUGAUACGUCGAGUAUAGCGGGUACAGCACCGGUGAUCGGGCUGUUAGCGUAUAAUAGCGCCAAAGCGGGUCUCAAUAUGUUGGCUAAAGUACUGGCCCUUGAAUUGGGUCCCAAAGGCAUUCGAGUGAACACUAUUAGCCCGGGCUAUACUGAAGUGGACUCUCAUUCAAUGCCUAUCGAGCAAAAAAAAUUAAUUGAGAAACAGACACCUCUUAGACGUAUUGGACAGCCGUUGGAUAUGGCGAAAGCCGUUGCAUUCCUGGCCUCAAACUACGAAGACGUGAAAAACUCGCGAAACUUUACGGGAAAAGUAGUUUUGGUGACCGGAAGUAGUUCUGGUAUUGGGGAGGGAAUCGUCAAACUGUUCUCCAUAUUAGGCGCUCAUGUGGUGGUCACCGGUAGGAAAGCCGAUGAAGUCCACAAAGUGGCACAAGAAGUGCAACAGUUAUCACCCAAUAAACUAAAGCCAUUAGAAGUGAUCGGAGAUCUGACAAAGACUGAGGAUAUGACCAGACUUUUGGACGAAACGAUUAAAACAUUUGGAAAAUUAGAUGUUUUGGUGAAUAAUGCGGGCAUUUAUUUCACUACAAAUAUCACUGAAAAGGAUUUGCUCACAAAAUGGGAUCAGAUUUUUAGCGUAGACUUAAGAGCUGUCGUACAACUCAUUCACCAAUCGGUGCCAUAUUUGGAGGAAACAAACGGAACAGUUAUAGACAUCUCGAGUAUUGAGGGCACUCGUCCUCCAUUAGAAGUGAUCGGAGAUCUGACAAAGACUGAGGAUAUGACCAGACUUUUGGACGAAACGAUUAAAACAUUUGGAAAAUUAGAUGUUUUGGUGAAUAAUGCGGGCAUUUAUUAUGAGACAAAUAUCACUGACAAGGAUUUGCUAACCAAAUGGGAUCAGAUGUUUAACAUUAACUUAAGAGCUGUCGUACAACUCAUUCACCAAUCGGUGCCAUAUCUGGAGGAGACUAACGGAACAGUUAUUGAUAUGUCGAGUAUUGAAGCCACUCGUCCCAUGCUAAACUACCUGGCCUACGAUAGUGCCUAUGCGGCUACGGAUAUGUUGGUAAAGGUAAUUGCCAUGGAAUUAGGACCUAAAGGCAUACGAAUCAAUGCAAUCAAGCCCGGGUUCAUUAUGCAUCCAAACAUAACAGUGCCAAAGGACAAAGUGGACCAAUUGAAAAGGGAGACACCACUGGGUAGACCCGGUGCCCCCUUAGAUAUCGCCAAAGGGGUGGCAUUUCUGGCCUCAACUGACGCUCUGUUCAUAACGGACUACGAAGACGUGAAAAACUCGCGAAACUUUACGGGAAAAGUAGUUUUGGUGACCGGAAGUAGUUCUGGUAUUGGGGAGGGAAUCGUCAAACUGUUCUCUAUAUUAGGCGCUCAUGUGGUGGUCACCGGUAGGAAAGCCGAUGAAGUCCACAAAGUGGCACAAGAAGUACAAGAGUUAUCACCCAAUAAACUAAAGCCAUUAGAAGUGAUCGGAGAUCUGACAAAGACUGAGGAUAUGACCAGACUUUUGGACGAAACGAUUAAAACAUUUGGAAAAUUAGAUGUUUUGGUGAAUAAUGCGGGCAUUUAUUUCACUACAAAUAUCACUGAAAAGGAUUUGCUCACAAAAUGGGAUCAGAUUUUUAGCGUAGACUUAAGAGCUGUCGUACAACUCAUUCACCAAUCGGUGCCAUAUUUGGAGGCAACAAACGGAACAGUUAUAGACAUCUCGAGUAUUGAGGGCACUCGUCCUAUGCUAAACUACUUGGCCUACGAUAGCGCCAAAGCGGCUAUGGAUAUGAUGGGAAAGGUAUUAGCCAUGGAGUUGGGACCCACAGGCGUACGAAUUAAUGGGAUCAGUCCUGGGUUCAUUAUGCACCCAAACAUAGCGGUACCAAAAGAAAAGUUGGAGCAAUUGAAAAGGGAGACACCUUUGGGUAGAGCGGGUGCCCCCUUAGACAUCGCCAAAGGGGUGGCAUUUUUGGCCUCAACUGACGCUCAGUUCAUAACGGACUACGAAGAGGUGAAGAACUCGCGAAACUUUACGGGAAAAGUAGUUUUGGUGACCGGAAGUAGUUCUGGCAUUGGGGAGGGAAUCGUCAAACUGUUCGCUAUAUUGGGGGCUAAAGUAGUGAUCAAUGGUUUGAAUGCAACCAAAGUUGAGAGUGUGGCCAAAGAAGUGGAACAACUGUCGCCUCAAAAAAUUAAGCCGUUACAAGUGGUGGCAGAUCUCACCAAAAGUGAUGACUUGAAUAAUAUGAUUAACAAAACUAUUGACACGUUUGGCAAACUGGAUGUAUUAGUGAACAACGCUGGCAUUUACCCCAUGUCUCCCAUAAGUGCCACAAACUUCAUGCAGGUCUUUGAUCAAGUGUUGGACGUCGAUCUGCGAGCCAUUGUCCACACCAUUCACCUCUCGCUCCCAUAUUUGGCCAAAACUAACGGCACUAUUAUUAACAUUUCAAGUCUUGUGGGUUUCCGACCGUCAAAUCCAUUUUUGGCGUACAGUACAGCGAAAGCGGCUCUCGAUAUGGUAACGAGUGAAUUGGCCCUUGAAUUGGGACCACAAGGCAUACGUAUCAACACAAUUAGUCCCGGCUCAACUCAAACACCUGUUAUGGACCCAAAGGACCCAAUAGUGAAGAAAAUGAUAGAAAGUUUCAUAAAGUUGACACCACUUCACAGAAUCGGUCAGCCCCUGGAUAUCGCCAAAGGGGUGGUAUUUCUGGCCUCAACUGAUGCCCAGUAUAUUACUGGUGCUAAUCUGGUCAUAGAUGGUGGCCUAGAGUAUAAUAUACCAGUAGUUUUAGUGACCGGAUCGAGCACUGGUAUCGGUGAGGGUAUUGUCAAACUAUUCUCCAUAUUAGGUGCCAAAGUGGUGGUCACCGGUAGGAAUGAAACACAGAUUGAGAAAGUGGCUCAAGAAGUACAGCAACUAUCUCCCUAUGGACUGAAGCCGUUACAAGUGGUGGCAGAUCUCACCAAAAGUGAUGACUUGAAUACUCUUAUCAACAAAACUAUUGACACGUUUGGCAAACUGGAUGUAUUGGUGAACAACGCCGGCAUUUACCCCAUGUCUCCCAUCAGUGACGCAAACUUUAUGCAAGUCUUUGAUGAGGUGUUCAAUACUGAUCUGCGAGCCAUUGUCCACACCAUUCACCUCUCGCUCCCAUUUAUGACCAAAACUAACGGCACUAUUAUUAACAUUUCAAGUAUUGCUGCUUUACAUCCGUCGAAUCCGUUUUUGGCGUACAGUUCCGCGAAAGCAGCCCUCGAUAUGUUGACAAAGGUAUUGGCCCUUGAAUUGGGUCCGCAAGGGAUUCGUAUCAAUACUAUUAAUCCCGGUGAAACUCAAAUCCCAUCAAUGGAUCUAAGCGUAGAUUUGAUUAAGAAAAUGGUUCAUAAGAUAACAACUCUGACACCACUGGAGAGAUUGGGACAGCCGUUAGAUGUGGCCAAAGGGGUGGCAUUCCUGGCCUCAAGUGAUGCCCAGUUUAUAACCGGCGCUAAUAUUGUCAUUGACGGUGGCUUUGUCUAUACUGAACCAGGCAACGUUAUGGAUAUAUUCUCAUAA